Molecule: messenger RNA, 2066 nt
Organism: Prosopis cineraria
Lineage: Eukaryota; Viridiplantae; Streptophyta; Magnoliopsida; Fabales; Fabaceae
Product: mitochondrial inner membrane protein OXA1-like
Exons: 11
Coding region: 262-1608 (448 amino acids)
Biological process (GO): protein insertion into mitochondrial inner membrane from matrix; mitochondrial respiratory chain complex IV assembly
Cellular component (GO): mitochondrial inner membrane
Molecular function (GO): membrane insertase activity
Source: RefSeq, a predicted model, not a curated record
ACCAAACAGGAUCUUGCGAUUGCGGCCGGGCUCUUCAGUCUUCGAAGGUCGUCCUUCUUCCUCGCCGUCUUCUUGCUUCUCAGCGCAACUCGUCUCUGCUUUCGUGCUUUAUUCAUCUGCUUGUGUCAAAUUGUCGUUCGCCGAGCUGUGUGCGUGCGACGCUCUGAAUCUGCCAAGUUGUGCGCGCGUCCUUCAUCUCGUCUGAGCUCUGUGCGUGCUGCUCUGAAUCCUUGAACUCAACAGAGCUUGCAACAAAUAUCAAUGGCUUACAGACGCUGUCUCUUGAUAAGAGGAAAACUCAUUGAUCAGAAAUGCCACCCAUCUUUAAGUUAUCUUUUCCAUAGUGAUGAACGUAUAUGUGAAUGUCCAGAUGAAAAAUUACCUGCAGCAGAAGUUGGUCAUCUUCUCCAGAGAAGGUCAUUUGGCAGCUCUAUAAAUGUAUCACCAGGGUUUGCUGCCUCUUCUCAGCUUGCAAUAAAUUCAAAUAGUUUCCUCGUCCCAUGCUCAGGAUAUUCUUUUUGCCAAUAUAUGUCUACAAUCAAUCAGGGUUCUAAUAAUAUUGAGUUCACGAGUGAUGUAGCAAAUGUCCUAACAGACAAAACCUUGGAGGCUAUUGCUUCCCAGGCUCCUAUACUUAAUGAAGUUGCCAUAGCUUCUGCUGAUUCAUUUUUACCUGUUCAAGCUUUGCAGUAUUUCAUAGAUUACGUGCAUACCUACACUGGUUUAAACUGGUGGGCAGCUAUUACUCUAACAACCCUUCUUAUUCGAGGUGCAACACUCCCACUCUUAAUAAAUCAACUCAAGGCCACCAGUAAGCUUACUCUAAUGAGGCCUCACUUGGAGGACAUUAAGCAAGAGAUGCAAGAUAAGGCUAUGGAUCCCAUGGCUGUUGCUGAAGGUCAAAAGAAGAUGAAGAAGCUGUUCAAUGAAUAUGGUGUGAGUCCAUUUACUCCACUGAAAGGACUCUUUAUUCAAGGUCCUAUCUUUGUCAGCUUUUUCCUUGCAAUAAGAAACAUGGCUGAAAAAAUGCCAUCAUUCAAAAAUGGUGGAGCCUACUGGUUCCUUGAUCUCUCAACACCAGAUAGCUUGUACAUUCUGCCAAUUCUGACUGCAUUGUCAUUCUUGAUAACAGUAGAGGACGUAGGAUACAAGAUAUACCCUAAACCUAGACACGUGUCCCAAAAGUGCAAUAUGCAAGAGGGUAUGGAAGGAAAUCCUGUUGCUGGCACCAUGAAAAAUGUCUCUAGGGGUCUUGCUGUUCUUACCGUUCCUUUUACCAUGGCGUUUCCAAAGGCUAUAUUUUGUUAUUGGGUUACAUCAAAUUUGUUUUCACUCGUGUACGGACUUGGGCUUAAAGUUCCUGGCGUUAAGAAAGCAUUGGGCGUUCCAGAAAUACCUGCUGCUGCACCCACCAACACACCACAAUCUCCAUUUUCCUUCUUUCCUGCGCUAAAGAAAGGUUCAUCUGCGACAACAGAAUCAAGCUCAGCGCCAGUUGUACAAUCGAAACUUCCAGGUCAGAAGAUAUCUUCUUCAUCUGUCAUUAGUCAGAGGCUUCGAAGUUUAGAGAAACAAGUCAAAGGAAGAAAGAAGAACAAGAAGCUCUGAGCAAGACUUUCACCUUCCUGGACCAUGGACCAUGCCAUCUGAAUGUGGCCAUGAUUUGAUUUUGUAAUAUUUAUGAUCCUCUGAUGUAGUAAUUAGGAAUUUAUAAUAUAUUAGUUGGAUUAAGAGGCUAGGUAAUGAAUCCUAUUAAUUUACGAUGAUAUGCGAUUUCUUGAGGGAACUUUUUGUUCUGGCUUAACUUCAUACUAAAAAUAAAAGUCCCAGUUUCUAGAUUUUUUUUUUUUUUUGGGGGAGUAGGUUGCUGUUAAAAGGGCAACCUUACAUGUGUCCAUACUGAUUCAUCAUGGCGUCGAAUGUUUGUUCCUGGGAAACGCUCAAGUUUUCAAGUAUUACUUAGAACAACUUGUGUAAUAGAUGUACAAAACAAUGUUGUUCAGUGUCCUACCAAAUGUGAUGAUGAGUUACAAGAGCAAGAAUUAUAUUUACUUUUUAACUUUAAA